Messenger RNA from Myotis daubentonii (Daubenton's bat), 7165 nucleotides. RefSeq names its product inositol polyphosphate multikinase (gene IPMK). Lineage: Eukaryota; Metazoa; Chordata; Mammalia; Chiroptera; Vespertilionidae. Gene Ontology annotation, cellular component: cytoplasm; nucleus. The record is from RefSeq and is a predicted model, not a curated record. Gene Ontology annotation, molecular function: inositol tetrakisphosphate kinase activity; inositol-1,4,5-trisphosphate 3-kinase activity. Gene Ontology annotation, biological process: inositol phosphate biosynthetic process.
UGAACUUGCAGGGUGUUUUGAAGGCGCGUCUUCUGAGGCGCUGCCUGUCCUGACUAUCGUUUCUGUGUGGGGUGGGAGCGGCAGGGAGAGGAUGCAGGGUAGGGGUGGCCUCCCAGCCACCCUGGGCGCGGCAGCGGCCGCCCAACUCUCCUGGGAGCCCGCGGCGCCGGGGGCCAACCCCGGGGAGCGCUGAAACGCGCCCCGAAUGAAUGAAAGCGCCACCGCAGCCACGGCCUCCAAACGCCCACCCGGGGGUGGCGAGUGGGGGACAGCGAGUGUGCGCGCCCCGGCCAGGGGGUCCGGCGGCGGCCUCCGGGCAUGCUCAGUGGCGGCGGCGGCCGCGGACCGCGCAGUCGGAGGCUCGCGGCGGCGAAGCGGGCGGCGCUGACGCGCGCGCCGCGGCCGCGGGGACUGGAGGACGGCGGAGGGGCGGGGACGCGGGAGGUGGGGCCGCCGUCGCCGUCAGGCCCCAGGGAGCGCGGGGCGCCGCCGCCGCCGCCGCUCCUCCCCUGGGUUCCGUCUCCGGGGCUGGCGACCGCGGCGGCACAGCAGCGGAGCCGGCAGCCGCGCUCCGCCGGCAGUUGGGAGGGCAGCGCCCGCGCCUCCGCGGCGUCAUGGGCCCCCUCCCCGGGCCUCAGCGGGCACCCGCCGCGGGAACCCCCGGGCCUCCUCGCGGCCGAGCCUGAGCGACCCCCGGUCCUCCAGCGCCCUCUCCCUCCGCCCGAUCUCUCCCCCUCUGCCCUCGCCGCCGCUACCGCUUCGGCUUUCCGUGAUGGCAACGGAGCCACCGUCCCCCCUUCGGCUCGAGGCGCCCGGCCCCCCAGAUGUGCGGACCCCACCGGCGAGCGAGGCGGACUCCGAGAGCACCCCGAAACCGGCGGGCGGCACGCUCCGCUUCCUCAACGGCUGCGUGCCCCUCUCGCAUCAGGUGGCCGGGCACAUGUACGGGAAGGACAAAGUGGGUAUCUUGCAACAUCCAGAUGGCACAGUUUUGAAACAGCUACAGCCACCUCCAAGGGGCCCAAGAGAGUUAGAAUUCUAUAAUAUGGUAAGUGAGGUUUAUGCUGCUGAUUGUACCGAUGGUGUUCUUUUAGAGCUACGAAAAUAUUUGCCAAAAUAUUACGGCAUCUGGUCACCUCCCACUGCACCAAAUGAUUUAUACCUAAAACUGGAAGAUGUGACCCAUAAAUUUAAUAAGCCCUGUAUAAUGGAUGUAAAGAUAGGGCGAAAAAGCUAUGAUCCUUUUGCCUCAUCUGAGAAGAUUCAGCAACAGGUCAGCAAGUACCCAUUAAUGGAAGAGAUUGGGUUCUUGGUGCUUGGCAUGAGGGUUUAUCAUGUUCAUUCUGAUAGCUAUGAGACACAAAACCAGCACUAUGGAAGAAGCUUAACAAAAGAAACUCUAAAGGAAGGAGUUUCCAGGUUUUUUCAUAAUGGAUUCUGCUUAAGAAAAGAUGCUGUUGCUGCCAGUAUUCAGAAGAUUGAGAGAAUUCUGCAGUGGUUUGAAAGCCAGAAGCAGCUUAACUUUUAUGCAAGUUCAUUACUGUUUGUUUAUGAAGGUUCAUCUCAUCCAACUACUACAAAAUCAAAUGACAGAACUUUGGCAGAAAAGUUUUUGUCCAAAGGACAACUCUCGGACACAGACGUACUGGAGUAUAAUAAUAACUUUCGAGUGUUAAGUUCCACAACAAAUGGAAAAAUAGAGGCUUCAGUAGGCAAAAGCUUGUCCAAGAUGUAUGCACGUCACAGAAAAAUGUAUUCAAGAAAGCAUCACAGUCAGACUUCAUUGAAAGUUGAAAAUAUAGAGCAAGACAAUGGGUGGAAAAGCUUGUCACAGGAACAUUUAAAUGGAAAUGUACUUUCCCAACUGGAAAAAGUUUUCUACCAUCUUCCCACUGGUUGCCAAGAGAUUGCUGAAGUAGAAGUGCGAAUGAUAGAUUUUGCUCAUGUUUUCCCUAGCAACACAAUAGAUGAGGGAUAUGUUUAUGGACUGAAGAAUUUAAUUACUGUACUUCAGAGCAUUUUGGACAAUUGAAUCCUUUGCUGCAGUCUUUUUAAGGGGUGGGGCAAUCAUUGUGAAAAGCAGCAGUCAAUAUCUCUGCACUUGUAAUGCUAUGUAAACAAUUUGUAUUGUGAGUCGGCAUUUUAUUUGUCUUUACACUUUUGGUAGAAGGGUUAACUUUUUUAUAAUCUUACUCAGGAAAACUUAUUAUUUGUUCAUUAGAAAACUAUGAAGAAUAAAGAAACUUUGGAAUGUUAAGCAGGGAAUGUGGUGGUACAUGAUUUAAACAUCUAUUUGGCUCAAGCAAAAUGCAAAACAUUCAGUCAUUAAGAGUUUAGUUUUCUGUAGCCAAUUUAUCAUGAAAUCUCUGUCCACCCAACUGUGACAAUGAGCCAUAUCUAAACUCUUUACAUUAUGAGAAUAUUUUCAAAAAUCUAGAAAGCACAGGUUGAUGUCCUUAGUGUUACUUUUUGAAGUUAUUAAAACUGGAGAAAAUUCUACUUCAGAAAUAAGUACUGUUUAGGUUUUAUAUUAAAAUUUAGACCAGCAUAUCUAAAGGUGCUUCUCAGUGAAAUGAUUUUGAAUUAUUUUAUUCCAAAAGCAGAUUUUCCCUUUAAUUUUUAUUUAUUACUCAUAUUUCAAUAUGUUUAUACUUCAUGAAAAAGGUAAUUGAAACAGACAACAACAACAAAAAUCUUGAAAUUAAGGCCACUAAUAAUUAUUCUUGCCAGGGCAAGAAGAUACAAGUUACUUGGAAGAAACAUGUUUUUCUUUUAAAAUCUUUCAUUUAUGGGCAAAUUGGAAUAUAUAUUUACUAUAUUGUGAAAAGUGUUAUAAACUCUAUGCCUUCUCCUCCAACUGCAGCUUCAAAAAGGUGGGUGAUUGAAACUUGGUCUUAUUUCUCCUUAAAAUAACUUGAAUUUUUAAAAAUUUUAUAUAUUUUUACGUGUCCAUUUAGUUAAACAGUAGAGUAAAUCUAUGUUGCUAAAAAUGAUGUUUCUCAAAAUUCUAAUAUGCAGUGAAGGACAACAUCCAAUAUUGUGUUAUUAAACAUACUGUGUAAAUUAGUACAUCAUAGAGAGUGGUGCAUAUCUAAACCCAUGCUUCUGUUUCAUUGUUACUCAAAAUAGUUUUAUAUUAUGUUCAAGAGAGAAAUUAUGAUUUAAUUUUAUAGAUGGGGGAUAAUGCUAUUUUUCCUGGAUAAAUUAGAGUCUGUAUUACCUGUUUCAUAUUUACGUUUUUAAAAAUAACCAAUUAUUAUUGAAAACUUUAAAGUUAAUUUGCAAAUAUGUUAGAUGUUUAUGCUCCCAUUGCUUGCAUUUUGAUUCACUAAUAACACAUCUAAGUCAGUGAUGGCAAACCUAUGACAUGUGUGUCAGAGGUGACAGGUGAACUCAUUUUUUUGGUUGAUUUUUCUUUGUUAAAUGGUAUUUAAAUAUAUAAAAUAAAUAUCAAAAAUAUAAAUCUUUGUUUUACUAUGGUUGCAAAUAUCAAAAAAUUUCUAUAUGUGACACGACACCAGAGUUAAGUUAGGGUUUUUCAAAAUGCUGACAUGCCGAGCUCAAAAGGUUCGCCAUCACUGAUCUAAGUACUUAAUAUUCUUGCCACAUUCUUUGGAAAAUGUUUUAGAGCUGUUAAUGUGUCCCAACCGCCCCCCCCCCAAUUUCUCCUAAGAAUUAUAAAUUAAAUUUUUAAAUCCAAUAAUUUUUUUUUAGUAUGGAGGAAAGUAUCACAAUUUUAUGUUUAUGUCACCUUCCCAAGCCCCUCUGAGGGCACUUUGCAAAAUAUCUGAGCACAAACAGAAGUACCAAAUGCUCUGUGAAUUCUAAGUUUAAUAAAUCUAUUAAACACGAAUAACUUUGAAAUUCAUAUGCAUUUUGUUAUAGCAAAAUUUGAUUGUUUUUAAUUUUUUUAUUUGUAAGUUUUAUAUAGGCACUUCAUAUUUUUCUCUGCUGCCUAAAUGGGUAUUAGCUUUUGUUUUUUGUUUUUCUUUGUGGGGAUGAAUUUCAAGUAAUAAUUAAUAGAAAUGUUUUAGUUUUACUUGAUUUUUCCUACAAUAUAGACUUUUUGUUGUUGUUAUUUGGAUAGUGGCUCAUUAAAUCUUAAGUUCAGAUAAUUAGACACUAUUUUGAAUCUGAACAAAACAAGAAGUUUUUUUUUGUAGGGAACGGUAUCAGCCUAUGUAAAAUGAAUUUAAUACAUUAAAGUAUUAAUCAGAUUUUUUUGCACAUUUUAUAUCAAUAAAGUGUGUCAACUAUUCCAGAUUUUCUUUACCUAUAUUUGGAAAUAUAGUUUUGUAAAAUCAGUGUCUUACCUUUUUUAUAAAAUAGAUAAUAUUUUGUUUAUUUUAAUAAAACAAGAAGCCCUUUUAUCUUUUGUUUUUCAGGGAAGGGAUUAACAUUUGUUUGUUUACAUUUUUUAUCACUGUUAUCUAAUGCUUGUUUUAUGUUACUUUAUAAGUAAGCUUACAUAUAACAGAAUAAGUAUCUGUUUAUGUAAUCUACAUGUGAUUAUUUUACUGUCUAGUCCAGUCAUUUAGCAUUAUGCUGAAAUUUACCACUGCGGGAAUAGAAUGAUCACUAUUCACCAAGCAUAUUUAAACAUGUAAAUGUUUAAGAAGUAAUCAUAAUAAGGAUAUAGUUUGAAUUAAUAGAUUUAUCACUUUUUUCCCACUAGAAAACACAAACAGUGGUUUUAGUGUAUUUCUUACAGAAUACACUAGUAAAAAGAACUUUAAGAAGUUAUGGGAAGUGAAUAUUACAUUUCUCUAAUAAAAAUUGAAAUUGUAUAAUAGUUUUAUAAGAAAGUAUUUACACUAAUUGAUAUUUUAAUAUGGAUGGAAGUUGCAUAGGUUCAAAUAAAAAAAUUGAUAAAUGCUAAAUAUUUUAUCUAAAUAGUUUUUCAAGAAACAGUUGUGAAAUGUGUAUUACAUACCUCUAACAUGGAGCUUGUGGUAUUUUCAAUUCAGUAUUCAUUAUUCUUUAUGUGUAUGGAAAGAUUGUACUUACUAUGCCUCUUACACUACAUUUUACUAUUGUGGGGCUUUAGACUAUUCAACUGAGUAAGAACUUUUUAAAUUUUACUGUUUUAUGAUUUUCAAGAUGAUGUUCUUCAUAUCUCUAUAAUGUCUAUCAAAUUUAAAACAUAAGAAGAAAAAAAUUAAUUUUCAAAGAUAAUUCAGUUGCAUUUUUCUUGUUUCAUGCAACUGAAAACAUUUAUUUCUAGGAUUUGGAAUAUAGAACACACAUAGGAUGAAAGAAAAUGGUAAAACAAUGAAAGAAUUUUAUGUGUGAAAUUAUAGAAAUUUUGUCAACUAUUUUAAAGCAUUAUUUUAGUACCAUUUUCUCAUAGCAGUUCAACAUUUGAUACUUUAAAACUUGAUUUGCUUUAAAAAUUAUUUACCAUGCUUUGUAAUAAUCUUUCUGAUCCAGUGCCUUUAACCUUGAUUUGAUAUAUGUGUAGCUUCAGUUGUCUUUCCAUUACAUUCUAUGUUAUCACAGCGUAGAUAUCAGUUUCUUUUAAAAAAUUGUUAGUUUGGUUGUGCAAAGAGGUAAAUUGCCUAUUAAUGCUUUGGGAAAACAAGUAUAGUUGCCCAUGGAGGUCAGGCUUCUUAUUAGUUCACUAGAGGCCCGGUGCACGGAAUGUGUGCACUGGAGGGGGUGUGUCUCUCAGCCAGGCCUGCGCCCUCUUGCAAUCCAGGACCCCUUGCUCCUUACCGCCUGCCUGCUCGCUGCUCCUUACUGCUCAGCUCAGUGCUCCUUAGCGGUGCCGUGGAGGUGGGAGAGGGUCCUGCCACCGUGGCUGCGCUCGCCAGCCGUGAGCCCAGCUUCUGGCUGAGCAGUGCUCCCCCUGUGAGAGUGCACUGACCACCAGGGGGAAGCUCCUGUGUUGAGCAUCUGCUCCCUGGUGGGCAGUGCUCAUCAUAGCGACCGGUGGUUCUGGUCAUUCCGCCAUAACCGUCACUUAGGCUUUAUUAUAUAGAUUCAAAAAUACUGGAUAUUUACCAUAUGCUAACCAUUUUUAGCCCCUGAAUAUACAGUUGUGAACUAAUCAGACAAAGCCCUAUUUCCAGCAUUCUGUCUAGAUGGCGUGGGGUUGGGGACUGAAUUAAAAUAGAGAUACAGAGAAAUAUUUAUUUCAAGAUGAUAAAGUUAACUAGCAUUUGAGUUUGUGUAAAGAUAAGGUAAUAAUUAUUGAGUUGAGAUGAAGCAACUAACAAUGUUAGAGAGGUUGAAAAUAGUACUUUGCAGUAUUGUAACCUCUAUUUGGCUUUGAGUUCAGAUAGUAAUAUAUAGCAUAUAAAGGCCUUAAUUUUUCAAUUUUCUUGCUUGUUGGUAAAGGUACGUUUACGUAGACUGUCCAUUUAGAGUAGUGCUUUAACAUUACUGUGAGAAAUAUCCCAUUAUAUUUUCACAAGCAAUUUACUGCACAUUUUUUACAUUGUAUUUUAUAAUUUAGUACUAAUGUUUUAGGCCUCAAUCUUCAAAUCACUUUUAAAUUUGGCAAUGAAUGUGAAAUUUACUGUUUGAUUUACAGGAUAAUUUUAUUGUUACUUAAAAUGCUUGUUAAUAGGAAGGUUGGAGUUUCCAUUUUUGAGGAGUUAAUGUUUAAAUUAUUUUGAUAGCAUCUAGUAAGAGGAAAUAGUAUUCAUGCGAUUAAACAAAUUAAAAUAUACUCUCAAGAAUUUUUUUAAUUGUUAAACUUCGUCAUCAUUGGGGCUAAAUUUUAACCUGGUGUUCUCUUACAAUAUAUAUUAACAAGUUUAAUUAUGAAGUGAAAUAGUCUUAAGGAUGAUGUAUGAUGCACCUAAAUAUAAAUGAAAAUGGCGUGCACAAAGACACUUUACUAUGGGAGCUGUACUGGAAGAUUUGUGAAAGCAUGUGAAAUUGCACCUAAACUUGUGUUGUUAGUGACUAUGCUAAGUUUAUUGUACUUGAUGAAUGAAUGUAUUUAGUCUAGUCAGAGUUACUUUUUGGUUUAAAUGUCUCUUAAUGUAUUUGUAAUUUGUACUAUUGAUGGGGGUAUUCUUGGACUGCAGGGGUUAUUGUCAAUGUGUGAUUUUAUUUUAUAGAAUCAUCUAAUGUGAUAUACCAAUUUUUAUAAGUGAUAUUUAGAUAAUUCUAAUAACUGUAUAUUUGACAACCUAUUAAAAUGUUUUGCAUUGGA